CACCGCUUGAAUGUCACGAUGAUUACGAUGGAGCGAAAUGAGGAGAUUGAUUGAAUAUAUGAUAGCUAGAAAGGGAGGAGACAGGUUGCCAAGGUGAAUGUAGACUACGUUAUUCUAGCCCUCAUUACCAAAUAGCGCUCGUAAUUGCCGCUCGUCGUUCAUGAAAGGCGAUACCAAGGAACCAGAGGAUGUUCGCGUGGAACGGAGGCGUAGCAUCACUCACUGAAUGGCUGCAUGCUGUAGGGAUGGAGAGGAAGUCAUUUGCGCUCAAGGCAACAGAUCAAAAACUUUAUGAUAUCUGUAUUUACUUUAUUGAUAAAUACAUCCGAAACACCUUGGUUCACCUGUUUCUCUUGCUGUCAUAAACUGUGAGCUCCAUUUCACGCCAUUUCAAUGGAACGGAGCGAGUACUGUCUCUGAGUUCAGUUCAUCAGGAUAACCUAUCAGGACGCAAGGAGACGCACUGGCAACAAAGCGUAACAUCAGUAGUACUCCAUAAAGGUGCUAAAAUCCAUUGUCUGGGGUUCAGCGCACCAGAGGGGGGACUCGGAACGCCUCGGAACCUCACGGAACCCAGCGUGAGUGUGUAGAACCCCUGGGUCUGGCCCUGUGUCCUGGAGGAGGCAGCUGUGGGACAGACUGACACGUCACGUGGCGCUGCUCUGCCUGACCCCCUAUACAGGCCUCACCCCUCAGAGGGCCCACUCAGUCUGCCUGGUGUGGAGAGGAGCAGGCCCUCAACCUCAGUGGGAAGGAGGAGUAGUGCUCUGUGUUUUUUUGUGAUCAGAGUUUCCUAAGCGGUGAUUUUUCAGGAUACCUGGACGGUGGAUGUGAUUUAGACUAUGAGUUUUGCAGUGAGACUGGAGUGAGAAUGUAGAAGAUCACCUUGUUUUACCUCUGAAGAACAACAGAACAUCUGAUUUGAAGUGACCUGCAGGCUGGAAAACAACUGAUAAUACCUGGCCUUUGGACUAGAGAAGAGCCUCUGAGACAGUGCUGUUGUUGUGUGUGUGUGUGUGUGUGUGUGUGUGUGUGUGUGUGUGUGUGUGUGUGUGUGUGUGUGUGUGUGUGUGUGUGUGUGUGUGUGUGUGUGUGUGUGUAAGCACACUAGACACCCAGUCCUCUUAACAGAAUCAGGGCUGUUCUGUCACACUGAUAUAAGAGGAUUACAACUCAACAGAAGACUACACAUUCAACCAAACUCCUCUGGAGACUGGAGCCCUAUCUUUCUCUUGAAUGUUUUCCCUUGUCUCCUCAGUGGCAGCCAGUGCUAUUUGAUUUAACGUAUCUUCCCAAGUCUAGUUGGCUCCUCAUUUCACGCACCUCGGUAGUUCCAAGUCAACUAGUUCCUCAUCACCAUGGUGAUGUCCCAGGGCACGUACACCUUCCUGGCCUGUUUCGCUGGGUUCUGGUUGGUGUGGGCUCUCAUCGUCAUGCUGUGCUGCUUUUGUAGCUUUGUCCAGCGUCGUCUGAAGAGGAGGAGGGAGGAGAGGCUGAGGGAGCAGUGUCUAAGGGCCCUGGAGAUGGAGUCACUGGAGUGCCUGGGCACUGCGGGGUUGGCUGGGUACCCUCCAUCCAGAGAGCCCCUCCAGUUCUGCCCCCCGCUGACCCUCUCCCCACCGCUGCACAUUCCCCUAUCCCUCCCCCAGGGCAGCUGGGCCUCCCCACAAGAGACGGACGUGUUUGGGAAGCCCCCCUGCUACGAGGAGGCUGUUCUGAUGGAGGACCCCCCUCCCCCCUACUGUGAAGUGUUGGCUGACAGCCGGGGGGGCACCUACACCAAGCUCACCCCCCAGGCCUCCAGGCUGCAGCAGCAGGAGCCUGAGACCUCCAAGACUCCCCCUGUCACAGUGUUCUCUGAGCGGGGCUACUCCUCCUUGAUCCGCCUGCCCACCGCCCGACGCUGGGACUCCCUGGGUCACCUGCUCUCCACAAUGGACCUCAACCACAACACCCUCCCCUCGGAGCCCCUCUCUCUGCAGGCCCAGGCCACCGUCACCAUGCCCCGCGAGGGCCGGACUCACACACACCCAGAGCUAGGGCUGAGAAGUAUCCAUGGUCUCCAGGGGCUCAGGGGGCUAGAGCAGAGUUGUGGCUUGCCCACAGCCUUCCCUCUGCUGGGUCGCAGCACAGCCGUGUAGGCCUGACUAACCCUCCUGGAGGUGGGGGUCAGACUGGAGCUAAGGACACUUGGUUGAGGUGGAGAGGCGUUGGGUUGGGUUUGAGGAGUUGCAUCUGGGUUGUAGAGUUGGACUAAUGAUGAAGGGGAUAGAGGAGGAGAAAUGUCCUCCAGACUCCCAGCCGCCAGAGGUGUUGACAGAGUGAGAUGGGACACCCUUUCUAAAGAUGGUCUCUCUUCCCAGCCUUCCUCUCAUCCUCCCUCCAUUAUCUGUCUCUCUCUCUCCCUACAUUUCUUUCUAUUCUCUAUAUCUCUGUAGUUGUGUUGAUCUCUCUAUUCUCUGCAGCGUCGCAGCCUGAUGCAGAGCAGCUAUUAUAUGAGUCUGCUGUUGCCAUAGCUCCCUGGAACUGUCUGUUGCCCAUGACACCUUGGGCCCCUAGCGACCUCUCCUCCUCGCCAAAUUUCUAAAGACAUUUUCAUAGCCUUUCUUUGUAUGACUGCAGGUUGAAAGAGGGGGAACUCUUUAAUGACCUGCAGUAGCUCUGUGUUGCUGUUUCUCUUGAUGUAUAGUAUGUACAGUGAAGGACCAAGAAAGACAUGUUGGGGCAUUCAGCCCAAGUAACUAUCGCCCUGCUCGAACCAUUACAAUGUGCAAUGGAAACUCUGUUUUGUAUCGAAAAAGCUCUUCUUCAGCAUUACUGUCAUAUCUUCAAGAUGUUCUGAAGUGGACUAUGAAUAUCAAUUUGAUAACCCCCAGCUGGGGAUUGUUGCUCCUCAGUGUACAGCAACUGUGUGUGUAUGUGUGUGCCUGCGUGUGUCUGUCUGUGUGUGUGUGUAUGUGGUUGCUAUCUGUCCACGAGGGAAGUGUUUUAUCAAGAUUGUGAUUGUAAAUCCAUUUCUUUCUUUCUCUCCCUCCGUCAUUAUCCCUCUGUCUUACUCUCAAGCUACUCAUCAGGCUAGAUGUCGCUGGGAGACGCUCUCCUUCGCAUUGCCAUGGGGGUGCUACAGUACAUAUAGCAGACACCAUCACAGAAAAUGUAAUCUGUCAUGGUAGAAAAACAAAGCUAUCACCAUGCACCAAGCAAUUGCAGAGAUGGGAUUUCUGUUCCUUUUCCUGAUUUAAAAAAAAAAAGUUUAUUCAGCUAUGAAAUGCUUUUGCAGGGGGAAUGGAAUCUAUCCAAUCCUGACCUCCCUUACUACCCUGUUAAGCCUAUUAGGAACAGUGUUACCACCAAGGUCCACCGCUUUGUUAUUAGCUGUUAUGUAACCCAAUUCAAUCACAUUACAUAAUCCACUGAAAUUAAUGGAGUAUUUGAUGGCCUGGGCUUACUUGGCAGUACCCUUGAGAUGCUCGGACAAAUUAGGAAGCUUGUCAGUGCAAAGCUGAAGUGCUGUCCUCAAGGAGCUUAUAUAAAUGUAGAGAUAGGGAACAUACAGUACCCAACGCCAGGAGAGAGAGAGAUGAGAGGGAGAGGGAGAGAAUGAGAGAACUACUUGAGGCCAUGAGAUAAUGUUAUUAUUGAGAGGUAAAAAGUAUUUCAGUUUGAAUCUAUACAGACAGUGCCACAGUUUGUCCUGGGUUCUAUUGAUAUAUUAUGGUAGUUUGUUGUUCUGUGUAACAUAGCAUUGAGACAUCCAUUAAGUUUAUUUUGGAUGCUGUAACGGCUCUCGUCGAAAGGAGUGGACCAAAGCACAGCGUGCAAAGUGUUCAUGAUUAUUUUAUUUUAAAAAACACACAAACAAAAUAACAAACGUGAAAACGAAAGCGCACAGUUCUGUCAGGCAGAAACACUAAACAGAAAACAAGAUCCCACAAAACCCAAAAGGAAAAUGACAACUUAUAUGUGAUCCCCAAUCAGAGACAACGAUAGACAGCUGCCUCUGAUUGGGACACACACACACACACGCACACACACACACACACACACACACGGCCAAAAACAAAGAAAUAUAAAACAUAGACUUUCCCACCCGAGUCACACCCUGACCUAACCAAACAUAGAAAAUAAUAAGGAACUCUAAGGUCAGGGUGUGACAGAUGCUGAUAUUUAAGAUUUUUUUAACCAAAAGUAUAGUCUACAGCAGGUAUUCCCAAACUGGGGCAAUGCUGUCGGGGUACGCCAAAUAAAAAUGUGUUUCGCAUUUUAUUUAAAUACAUUUAAAAAAUAUAAUUUUCAAACAGUCCAUUUAUAUUUUCCAACUUGGCUAUAUGAGUGUAUGGGUGUAUGGGUGGGUAUAUGGGUGAGGUUUUUUUAUCGCCUGAGUAGCCUCGUUACACUGCCAAUUUUUUUUUUAACCAUCUAGUGUUAAGCGAAAUAACAACACAAUGUCAAAUACAUGUAGCCUAGUCAAAUAAUUAACAUCCAAUCACAUUAACCGUUACUCUCUCGCGGGAAUUCCACUAACGGUCCGUAUGUAGCCAAACGUAGCUGCUGCUCAUUCCGUUUGCUCGAAAAUUGAUAAAUGGUUAAAAAAAGUAGUACUACUACUAAAAAGCAGUACUACACCUGCACUACACCUGCACCUGUCGACGACAAGUUGUUCUGCUUCCACAAGCACAUCCAAUGCUAGCGUCAGUAAUUCUACAUUUGUUGUUAGCCCAGCUAGCAUGGACACUGACAGUUGUGAAUCUGAUGCACCCGAAGAGCUACUGCCCCCUUACCUAGGAAAGCACCGAACAACAGACAGGUACGUUGGACCAUCAAAGAGGCACAAAUAAGAUGAGAACUACAUUGAUUUGAGGUUCACUUAUAUUGGGAGUAGCCACAGUGUGUUAUAUGUGCAAAAGUACUAUCUCACAACUCGAUUAAACCUUCACUCUUGCGCAGACAUUUAGAAACAAAACAUGGCCAUUUCAAAAAUAAGCCAUAGGAGUUUUUUUGAGCGAGAAUUAAGAUGACUUUUAAGUAUUAAGACAUGUAUAAAAGCAACAGACACCAUUAAUAAGAAGGGGCUAGAAGCAUCUUAAAUGGUGAGCUACCGAGUGGCUAGGACAGGAAAGCCCCAUACUAUUGUGGAGGACAUAAUUCCUGCUGCCCCAGAUAUGGCUGGGACAAUGCUGGGGGAAAAGGCCCCAAAAACUAUAGAGACAAGGUCUUCAUCAAACAACACUGUUUCACGACGCAUCAGUGACAUGGCAGGAGAUAUCUGUAAAGAUGGCGCAAAAGCUAAGACAGGGAGACAUAGUGGAGUGGUAAUGCGCGUGCAAGCAGUGGCUCCCGACGCCACUCGGGUACAAUGCAGCAUCCACCGAGAGGCUCUUGCUGCCAAAGGAAUGCCUGACAGCUUGAAAUACGUUUUGGACACUACAGUGAAAAUGGUUAACUUUGUUAAAGCAAGGCCCCUGAACUCUCGUGUAUUUUCUGCACUAUGCAAUGGUAUGGGCAUCGACCAUAUAACGCUUUUACAACAUACAGAAGUGCGCUGGUUAUCAAGGGGCAAAGUAUUUACAUUUUGUUUUUAAUUGAGAGACGAGCUUAAAGUUUUCUUUACUGACCAUAAUUUUCACUUGUCUGACUGUUUGCAUGAUGACGAGUUUCUCACAGGACUGGCCUAUCUGGGUGAUGUCGCCUGAAUGAUCUGAAUCUAGGAUUACAGGGACUUUCUGCAACUAUAAUCAAUGUGUGGGACAAAAUUGAGGCUGUGAUUAAGAAGUUGGAGCUCUUCUCUGUCUACAUUAACAAGGACAACACACAGGUCCAUCAUUGUAUGAUUUUUUUGUGUGCAAAUGAACUCAAGCUUACAGACAAUGUCAAAUGUGAUAUAGCGAAUCACCUGAGUGAGUUAGGUGCACAAUUACAGAGGUACUUUCCCGAAAUGGAUGACACAAACAACUGGAUUCGUUAUCCCAUGCCCUGCCUCCAGUCCACUUACCGAUAUCUGAGCAAGAGAGCCUCCUCGAAAAUGCAACAAGCGGUUCAGUGAAAAUGGAAUUGAAUCAGAAGCCACUGCCAGAUUUCUGGAUUGGGCUGCACUCAGAGUAUCCUGCCUUGGCAAAUCACACUGUUAAGACACAGAUGCCCUUUGCAACCACGUACAUGUGAGACUGGAUUUUUGGCCCUCACUAGCAUGAAAACUAAAUACAGGCACAGACUAUGUGUGGAAAAAGACUGAGACGCUUUCCAAUACAAUCCAACAUUGCAGAGUUAUGUGCAUCCUUUCAAGCACACCCUUCUCAUUAACCUGUGGUGAGUUAUUCACAUGUUUUGAUUAACAAAUAAGGUUUUAUAUGUAAGAUGGCUAAGUAAAGAGAAAAAUGAUUGAUUAUUAUUAUAUUAUUAUUUGUGCCCUGGUCCUAUAAGAGCUCUUUGUCACUUCCCACAAGCCGUGUUGUGACAAACUCACACUCAUUCUUAUGUUUAAUAAAUGUAUCGUAUAGUGUGUGUGUGUGUGGCAGGCUUACAAUGAUGGCAAAAAACAACAUUUGAGAGUGCGCUGACCCUGGUGCUAGAGGGGGUACACAGCUGGAUGUUGAAUGUUUGAAGGGGUACAGGACUAUAAAAAGUUUGGUAACCACUGAUCUACAGUAUAUAGAAAAUUGCAUUGAGACAAUCAUUUGAAGAACUUACAUGCUUUUCUUUUUCAGAACAAUCAAAACAAACAAGUGAAGCUGAUUGUCAUGGCUCCUGAAUGUACUAAUUCAUGCUUUAAGUGUAACUGAAAAUGAACACUAUUUAAUUUGAUGUGUUUCUAUCCAUGCUUAAAGUAUGUUGAAUAUUAUUUUGACAAAGGUUUUGUCUGUUUAAUCACACAACUUGUCACAUACAGUACUCUAUAUUAACUGACAAUUGCCUCCCUGAGCUGUCAUGCAUUGAUUCCAGUUUAUUUCAUUGUACCACGUUUGUUUUGUUUGUGCUGUUUUUAUGUUCUGUCUUUCCUCUCCCCCGCAACAGGAGAAGGAAAAGACAGAGGUGUAUGCCACUGUCCUCCAUCCUCCAGUGGCAUAUGUGUUGCUAGGUAACCACCAGGCCAGAGCUCUAGCUAGCUAGUCUGUUUAGAGUGCAAGGGAACAUCAGCUGUGUGGCCAGUCAGAGCAUACUCAUUCAGAGCACAUUGGGGAUGGUGCACAUGGCUAGGAUACAUGGCUUCUAGCGUAGGACCGGGACUGUCAGUAGUGUCUGACGACUGACAUCCACUGGGUUUCCCUUCCCAGGGCUCGCUAAACACAGUUGGAACUGGAACUUUCUGUCUAGCUGUCAAUGUGACGGCCAUUUUGAGGAAAUUGAUAAAAUGCCCUGAUGGAGUGGACCGUUCCUCCAAUAUUGGAUUGACAUCAUUGUGGGAGAUCCAUCAUUUGAGGAUAUAUCCAAAUACCAUCUAAGGGAGCAUAUCUGUCCAGAUAGGCUACAGAUUGAUUUGACCUAAAGCAAGAAAUGGCCCUGUUAUACUAUGGACUCUCAGUGACUGACAUCCCACACAUACUGUGAAUAUACAAACUGUUUUGCUGUGAAUGAAUGUACAUACAACAUGUAGCAUGUAAAGUAUUCUCUAUACGUCUGACUGCAGGAGCUGUUCUCUGUUAGUCACUCCUACAUCUGCUGCUACUACUGUACUGUAUGGAUGUCUAAAUAAUUGCACUCU
Molecule: messenger RNA, 7699 nt
Organism: Oncorhynchus kisutch (coho salmon)
Lineage: Eukaryota; Metazoa; Chordata; Actinopteri; Salmoniformes; Salmonidae
Product: proline-rich protein 7-like
Exons: 3
Coding region: 1359-2141 (260 amino acids)
Source: RefSeq, a predicted model, not a curated record